GCAGUGAACCGUGUACGAGAAUGAAAGCGGCAGGCGCGUGCCGUCACGAACGCUGCUGUGUCGACGCAAGUGCACAUUUCCUCUGAAAAAGAAAGAGCUGUUAAGUCGGUGGGUAGCCAAUAUGAGGCGAGUGCUGGCUUCUCUUCUGGCUGUGUGCGUGCUGGUAGCCGUGGUGACGGCGGCCCCCACCUGCCCGCAGUACGACGGCUCCACGCCCGUCUUCUUCCCUGACGAGAACGACAGCAGCAGCUUCUACGAGUGCAGCAACGGCAGGUCCGUCCACAUGGCCUGCCCCACUGGCACCGUCUGGAACUCCAACAUCAACACCUGCGACUGGCCACAGUCCAGGAAGUAGAAGGCACCGGA
Molecule: messenger RNA, 366 nt
Organism: Schistocerca serialis cubense
Lineage: Eukaryota; Metazoa; Arthropoda; Insecta; Orthoptera; Acrididae
Product: peritrophin-1-like
Exons: 3
Coding region: 122-355 (77 amino acids)
Cellular component (GO): extracellular region
Molecular function (GO): chitin binding
Source: RefSeq, a predicted model, not a curated record